CCGCGUCGCAGCCAGAGUGACGUGUGAGCGCCGGCAGCCGGAGUUCCUGGGCACAGUCGGCUUUGGCGGGGACCGCUGCGGCAGUGAUGACUGAUGAUGACUCCGAGAGCGUCCUCUCCGAGUCCCAAGAAGGGUCGGAGCAGGAGCUGCCUGUUAUCCAGCUGUGCCGGCUGGUGGAGGAGCUCAGCUAUUUAAACUCUGCUCUCAAAACUGAGACAGAUAUGUUUGAGAAAUACUACAUUAAACUGGAGCCCAGCGAUCACCGACUUCCACGAUUAUCAGAAAUUAAAAUGUCAGCAGCAGAUUAUGUACAGUUUCGAGGCAGGCGUAGAUCCAAAUCCCGGACAGGUGUGGAUCGUGGGGUGGGCCUGACUGUCGACCAGAAACUCGAGCUAGUACAAAAGGAGCUGGAAGACGCAAAGGAUGACCUACGGCACAUGAGGGCAAAUGCGGAACGCGAGCUGCAGCAUCAUGAGGCGAUCAUUGAGGAGGCUGAAAUUCGAUGGAAUGAAGUUGAGAGAGAAGUGCACGAGUUUGAAAAAGAUAUUCUAAAAGCCAUAUCUAAGAAGAAAGGGAGUAUUUUGGCCACUCAGAAAGUGAUGAAGUACAUCGAGGACAUGAACCGCCGGAGGGAUAAUAUGAAGGAAAAAUUACGUUUGAAAAAUGUUUCUCUCAAAGUUCAGAGGAAAAAAAUGCUUUUACAAUUGAGGCAGAAGGAAGAAGUGGGUGAGGCCCUUCAUGAGGUUGAUUUUCAGCAGUUGAAGAUAGAGAAUGCUCAAUUUCUAGAGACAAUUGAAGGAAGGAAUCAAGAACUGACCCAGCUAAAGCUGUCAUCUGGAAACACUCUACAGGUCCUCAGUGCCUACAAAAGCAAGCUUCACAAGGCAAUGGACAUGUGCAUCAAUCUGGACAAGGAGAUCUUGCUGAGGAAAGAGCUACUUGAAAAAAUUGAAAAAGAAACACUACAAGUAGAGGAGGACCGGGCCAAAGCCGAGGCAGUGAAUAAGAGGCUCCGGAAGCAGCUGGCCGAGUUCCGGGCACCGCAGGUGAUGACUUAUGUCUGGGAGAAGAUCUCAAAUGGGGACCUGGAGAAGAGCAUCAAGAUGUGGGAAAGGAAAGUGGAGAUAGCAGAGAUGUCCUUAAAAGGCUACCGUAAGGUUUGGAAUCGAAUGAAAACAACCAAUGAGCAGUUGCAGGCAGAUUACCCUGAUGAGAAGUAGCCAGAGGCAGGCCACAGCUUACAGACCCAGAUGUCAGCUAUUAAAGUAAUCAGCUCCUUUCUAGUCACGGGCUCUUCUCACUGUUCCCUGUCUGCCUGGUGUUCCCAACUUCCUAGCCAGGCUGAGCAUCACCUCUUGGGCCACAUCUGCUCAUUGGGGAGUGUUUUCACAGCCUGGUCGCUAGAACUGUUACCACUGAAAGAACCACAGGGCACACUAAUGGUUUGACACUUGUUAGCCUGCAUUUAGUUCACAAGCACAGUGAAAGUGACCUUCCCACACAUGGCAGUGAGACAGAGGAGGGAGAACCAGCCCAGUGUGCACCAUGGGUGUAUCGUGGCAGCUCUGGUGUGCCACUAUCAAAAACAGACACCAAAACAGCAUGGUGAAUGCCUGGCACCCAGCGUUCUGAGCUUACUCUUCAGUUUGGUGGGGUAGCUCCUGGACUAGAUAUUGCUGCAAAAGAAAACAAGCACAAAGGAAACCAAGAUGAUUUCUUCGAGCUGAUGCAACCUGUUCUGACCUGCAGAAGACCCACCUUCCCCUACCUCCCCACCGUAAUAGUCAUAGUAUAAGGGUUGUGCAGACGCCUCAGGAGACCUGCCUGAUUCCCUUACACCCUUCUCCCUAAAAUCUAGACCAUCCCUAGAUGCUAGCUGGGAAUGCAUGGUGGUCCUUCUUUGUCCCUGGAAGUAUGAUUCAAUAUGGCUCAGUUCAGAAUCAGAAUAUGUCUUCUGUGUCAUGGCAUUUGGUCCAUGGUGGGAGAAAGAAAUCAACUUUUCCCAGUGGUGAAGUGAAGACAGGGGAGGGCCGGCCGUCUCAGCCUUGGACGUGAUCCAGUUGCUGUAGUCUUCCACCUUGGUGUACAGAAACAGGCCGGGGCACGGCUCACCACCGAAGUUCAGGACUCCUCUCAGAACCCACAGAUCGAACUGCUGUAGCUGGCACAUCAUUGGGCUUCCUGGGUCCCCCUGUGACAAAAGACAGAAGGCUUCAGGUCUUGGAAAAACUAGUAUUUGUUGUAAGUCUAUCCUUGUGCAAUAUACUUUUUAUUCUAGAAAUGUUUAUACUGCUUCUCACUGGAAAUGGGGCAAAUGAUAGGAUACGAUUUCAAAUCUAGGCAGCCACCAACAUGGAUUCCAACAAGAUGACUUUUCCUUUUAUUAUGCAAAUCAGCUGUGACUUCUUCCAGUUGCCUAUAGCUUCCUGGUUCAUAUUUCAUUUUCUUGCCCCUUUCCAGUCCUUUGGCCAAACCCUCCCUCUCUUCUGGCUUCUCAUUCCUAAAAUGUUGGUGUUUGUUACCAUUCUGGCCUGAAAUGCUCACCUUUUCCCUUCUCCUCUCUGCCUUGCUUCGACACUUAGUUUAAGCCACUUCCUGCCACCUGGCAGCUGCUCACCGGCUGGCUGGCCGUGCUCUUGGUUUUCGCCAUUCCCAAGGGAGCAGUCCUCUGGGACUUGGGAAUUCUGCCACACACACUUUACCUAACUCAAGGCGAGGGAGUAGAAGCUUGGCAUCCUUAGCUAGAUAUGAGACCUUGGCAAGUGACCAAAUCCUCUCUGAGCUAAAGAGGGAACACAGUUAUAUGUUCCCACUGUAAUACCCCGCACAGCACAGUGCCUGGCACAGCAGGCACUAAGUGGAAUAUUAGCUACCAUCAUCUUGAUGUCUCUACAAAAGCCAUCAUCUUUUGAAAAGUUGGAGAAAAUGGAAAAGCAACAAGGCAAUUCCUAGGUAUCCUUUGUCUCACCCGUCGCGACCCCACACUGCUAGGUCUCCUCUCAAAGGAAUUCCUGCCCCUCCCGUGGCCCAUCUUGGUCGGAGAAGGGGGUGGUCAUCCCCAGGUUAGCCAGCCGCCUCUGACCUGUGUGGCCUGCCUGGCUGGAAGGCCCGGGCAAUAACAUGUUGCUCUCAUGGUUUGGAGUGGGGCUGCAAUUAAUCACAGGAAACAAUCUGAACAGACUCAACCACAAACAGCAGAAAGGCAGAAAAGCGGCCACCUCAACCCCCCACUCCCUCCCCCUUUUUUUUUGAGAUGGAGUCUCUCUCUGUAUCCCAGGCUGAAGUGUAGUGGUGCAAUCUUGGCUCACUGCAACCUCCACCUCCCAGGUUCCAGAGAUUCUCCCACCUCAGCCUCUUGAGUAGCUGGGGCUACAGGCAUGUGCUACUAUACUCAGCUAAUUUUUUUUGUUCUGUUUUUGAGAUGGUGUCUUGCUCUGUCGCCCGUGUUGGAGUGCAGUAGAGAAAUCUCGGCUCAUUGCAACCUCCUCUUCCUGGGUUUAAGCGAUCCUCCUACCUCAGCCUCCCAAGUAGCUGGGAUUAUAGGCGCCCACCACCAUGCCCAGCUAAUUUUUUGAUUUUUAGUAGAGACAGAGUUUCAUCAUGUUGGCCAGGCUGGUCUCAAACUCCUGACCUCAAAUAAUCCGCCCACCUCAGUCUCCCAAAGUGCUGGGAUUACAAGCAUUAGCCACCAUGCCCAGCGGGGUAUUCUCUUUCAAUAAAGCUCCCUUUUUUCCUCGGAAUUCACACCAGAACAGAGAUGAAGAAACCCAUAGGCAGAUUCUGAACCUGGUGCUUCAUUCUAUAUGUGGGAACUGUGGCUCUGAAGACCUCUGCACAUAAGAACAUAUUUCCAAGAGAGAAUUCUAAGGGGACAGGUCACCAUUAAAUGGCAUACAAGCAUAAUUCUGUUCAAAAAUUAACACCUGUUUAGAGGUGUGCCACAGUUAAAAACCAACCUGAACUUUGCAGUUAGAUUUUAAAAGAUGAUCACUUAGAGCAUAAAUAGCUUAGGAUCUUCCGUUGAGUCGAAUAUACAGUUAGAAAUCAACAUCUUUGAAAUUAGGAUGUGUCUUUUAAUCAGUUGACUUCAGAGUUGAACUGGCAGCAGUUUUUUCUUUCUUGAGAUUACAUAAAGUGAUGGUGCAUUCUAUAAUUGGCAGCAUCUUAGAUCAGAUGAAGGAUAACACUUGUUUGAUGGAAUGGUUGGGGGCAGAAUUUUGUUAAAAAGCUGUAUCUUCACUGUAUUUUAACACAUUAUCUAAUUUAAGAAAUUGUUAAGGUUCCCCCACCUGGCAGAGGACCCAGUACAGAGUAGCUACUCAAUAGAUGUUACACCAACUUUGGAAGGGCAAAUUUGUUUCUUAGCGGGAGGCAGUCCUUCAUGCUUUUGCAAUAAAAUGACUUUUA
Saimiri boliviensis boliviensis (Bolivian squirrel monkey) is the source of this 4407-nucleotide messenger RNA. RefSeq names its product cilia and flagella associated protein 263 (gene CFAP263). The record is from RefSeq and is a predicted model, not a curated record. Gene Ontology annotation, biological process: cilium assembly. NCBI's taxonomy places the organism in Eukaryota, Metazoa, Chordata, Mammalia, Primates, Cebidae. Gene Ontology annotation, cellular component: axoneme; ciliary basal body.